This is a messenger RNA of Nezara viridula (southern green stink bug), 2066 nucleotides long. Lineage: Eukaryota; Metazoa; Arthropoda; Insecta; Hemiptera; Pentatomidae. The record is from the annotation of a GenBank genome assembly.
UUGUUUGGGUUUCUGUUUUGUUUUCGUUUAUUUUAAAUUUUUAAAAAGAAAAAAAAAACUAAUAAAAUAAGUAAAAAUGGAUUACGGAGAGCUUCUUUACAAAGCCCAAGAAAUUACUAAAAGUUCUUCGAAGAAAGAAGUCAGAUGUUAUAAAACAGAGUUUGCUCCUCCUAAAAAGUUGGAAAGAUCCAAAGUUUCUUCAGAAAACAUAAAAAAAUUUCUGGCUCGUAAAGAAGCAGAAGAAAAAAAGAAACGAGAGGAUGCUCUAAAGAAAAAAGAGGAACUUCUCGCUUUGAGAAGUCAAGAUAAAAAAGCUCAAAGAAGGGUUCAAGUAAUGCUAAAAUCCACCAAGUCAGCUAAUAAAUCAGUAAUGGAGGAUGCAAUAGAUAAUGUUAAUACAGCUGUUACUUUAGGAGGAUUUAAGCAAUGUGAUGAAGAUGAUUAUGGGUAUGUUUCUCAAGAAGCGUCUGCUUUCUAUAACAAAUUACUCAACAAAUAUGAAAAAAUGCCAAAUGAACCUUCAAUAUUUUCUAAACCUAAGAAGGAAGUUAAAGAUUUAAAUGCUGCUAAGGAUAGAGUCAAGGCUGCUUUACAGAAAGAGGCAGAAGAAGAGAUGAUGCCACAUAAGAGGAAAAAGAGAAAACUGGAUUCUAAUGGUGUGGAGAGUGAGGAACCAGAAGUUAUUAAUGAACCUGAGAAGGAAGUUAAACCCGAUAAAGCUGAAACUAAACCUAAACGUAAAAUUGUUGCUCCACCUCCCUUAAAAUUUGAUCAACUUCUACAGAUUGCAGAGAAAAAACAGUUUGAACCGAUAAUAAUUGAUGAAAGUAAAUUAAAAAAAGAACCGGAAAGGCUUAUGACUAAAAAAGAAAAAAUGGAAUAUGAAAGAGAUGAGGUUAGAAAACAUAUUAAAAAGAAAAAUCCUAAUGGGGUUUCUAAUGGCAUUAAAGAUAGUGAUGCUAAACAUAAAGAUGGCAAAGAAAAAGAUAGCAGAGAUAAAGAGAGCAAAGAUAAAGAUAGUAAAGAUAAAGAUAGCAAAGAUAAAGAUAAAAAAGAAACACAUCUUAAAAAAGGAAUAAAGAGUUCUUCAGAACAGUCGGAUAAGAAUUUGAAUAAUCAUGACCGAACAGUUAAAAAUGACUUAGACAGUAAGAAAGAUAUCAGGCCAAAAUUAGAUUCUCAAAAAAAUGCUCAAAAUGUGAAAGAUAAAUUAACCAGUGACCAACUUAUGGAACGUUUAAAAAAAAAUCCGUCUGUAUGGGCUAAAAAUUUAUCUAGCCAGAAUAUUAAAUUACAAGAGAAAAAGAAAAUCAGUGAUUCCAAUAAGCCUAAAAUUUUACAUAAUGGAGUUCAUGUAAAGAAUGGUUUAAAGCCUAUCUUAAAAAAUAAUUUAGAUUCUACUAAAAACAGUAAAGUUAAAGAAGUAGCCUUUAAAGAGAAGGAGUUAUCUGAUAUUGAUAAGCAAUUGGAAUUACUCAAAUUGAAAAAAGAAAUGUUAGCUGAAAAAACUAGAUUGAAGAAAAUGGAGUUAUUAAAAAUGAAAUAUGCCUCAAGCAAGGGAAAAAAGAUAUCUCAGGAAAGGAAGCCAGUUCAAUCAAAAAGACGCAUUGGUUCAGAUUCAGAAGAAGAAGACUCAGAAUUGGAAGAUUUUAUUGACGAUGAUACAGUUGAAGAUGGUUCCGAUUAUUCAAAAUAUAUAAGUGAAAUUUUUGGUUAUGACAAGUCUAAAUAUUUAAAUUAUGAAGAGGAUGACGAUGAUGAGUGCAUGGAGUCAAAUUUUGCUCAGCAAAUGCGGGAGGAAUAUGUCAGUACUAAAAUUGGUAUAAUGGAAGAUUUAGAGGAUAUUAGAAAAGAGCAAGAGGAAAAGGCUAGGAAAAAACAAAAACUGAAAAAAAAAUAAGUAAUCCCUUAAAAAUAUUUUAAUUUUAAGUUGAUAAAAUUACCUUAUUCUUUUGUAAAUAGUUUUAUUUAAUGUUGGUUUGUUUUUAGAUGUUAUUCAUUAAGGAAAAUAAAAAGAUUAUUUUAUUUUUGUUAUUGUAUGUAUAUUAUUACAAUAUAAAUGAAUU